Ahaetulla prasina is the source of this 4221-nucleotide messenger RNA. It is a transcript of the gene PALM3, whose product is annotated as paralemmin 3. Gene Ontology annotation, biological process: regulation of cell shape. Gene Ontology annotation, cellular component: membrane. The coding region runs from base 198 to 3023 and encodes 941 amino acids. Lineage: Eukaryota; Metazoa; Chordata; Lepidosauria; Squamata; Colubridae. The record is from RefSeq and is a predicted model, not a curated record. The transcript has 8 exons.
CAGUUUCUGUGUCCCGUACAGAGAGUUGCUGGUUUAAUUUAUUUUGCUGUUUAAUUUACAAGAACAGGAGCUUCCUCCAUGUCUUGAUCCUUUGAGAUCUGCUGGUGAAUUUCUGUUGGGGAUACUACUUUUGCCUCAUUGAAGUUGCAAAAUUAGCUUCUGCCUGAGGGAUUCUAGUUGGUUUCAGAAGGAGGAAAAUGGCAGAAAGCUCCUUAUUUGCACAGCGGCUACAUGCUAUUACGGAGCGGCGGAGGCUGCAAGAGCGCAUCCUAGCCACCCGGCGGGAACUGGAAGAAGAGAGACUGCGAGUCCAACGCCUCAAGAGGAAAUCCCUGCGCGAACGGUGGUUGAUGGAGGGAACAUCCAUGCCUGCUGAUGACAAGGAUCACAUGUCUUCUCUGUGGGAGGCAGAGUCUCGCGUCCAAGACUUACAACAAGAUCUGUCCAGUCUUCAGUCUCAAAUGCAGGACCUAGAUAAUAUGGAUCUUCCCCAAGGACAGCAGCAGCAGUCUUUGAAGGAAGUGAAGCAAUUGGAUGGCAUUGUGAAGAUUGUUGAGACAUCUUCCUCUUCUCCGGAAAAGGGAAAUACUACUGAGACCAAACUUGAGUUGGCUUCUGUUUCUCCUCAAGAGCCCAUGGAGGCAGCAACCAAAGAAGAACUGGAGAACGGAGAUAUGUCGGGAGAUGGUAUUUCUGACAAUGAAUGCAGCUCUGAAAAAACAGGAGUCAAAAUAAACCCUGUGACUAUAGAAGGUGGGGACUUUCAGCUUCAUCAAGGGAAAAUCGAGGCUGCUCCAACUACGAAGAAUUUGGAUCCUAGCGAAGCCCCUACUGCUCACCAAAGAAAGCUGGCAGUGGAAAAGAUGGUCAUCAGAGAUCAUUUGGGGCAGGAAGUGGGAAGCAUGGAUGCUGUUGGGCAAACACAGAACUUCAUUAGGAAAGAGGAUGAGUUGGGAGACCAUGAUAACAUAGGAAAUGACUGUGAAGAAUGGAGUACUUCAGGUAAUUUUUGCAAUGUGGUGGAUCAAAAGAAAACUGGUUGUGCUACCAAAAACCAUCUGGACUGUGAUCUUGGUAGCCGUGAUGGCCCAGAGGGAGCAUCUCCAACUUCCCAUGAUCAGCAAAACCCUUCCAACCUUCUGCAGGACAGUGCUAACUGCCUUGAUUCCUCCAGGAAGCAGGGAGAUAGUGAGCAGGAGGUAGGCUUGUUGGUCAAGGAGGCAGUUCUGAUGGAAAUGGGGCAGAAAGAAUUACCAGAACAAAAUGCAGAGGAAGCAGAGCCUGCCAGAAAUCUAGCAGUCUGUAAUGUUGCUACAGAAGAAGCAGCAGGGAACCAGGCAAAUCAUACACAGAAGGAAGAGAUGCAAGAAUGCCGUGGAUCAGACACAAUAAUGCUGGAAGGAGCAGAAGAGGGGGAAGAGACCAAACAAUCUGUUUCAGACCAGAUCGCUCCUGGUCAAGAAACAACCAUUCUGAGCCCUUUGGAAGAAGCUAAGCUAGAUCCAGUAAUGACUUCAUCUUCAUCAGAUCAGAUUCCUUCUCUGUCAGAUACUAAAGUAUCCCUUCCAGAACAGAAUCCAUUAUCUUUUCAGGAAACGGAAAUUUUAUUCCUGCAGUCAGAACAGUCGUUAUUACCAAAUCAGAGUCCAUCACUCCUUUUGGACCAAUCUGUUUCAUUGCAAGAAAAUAAGGAUUCUCUUCUAGGUCAAACCCCAUCUCCAUUGCCAGAAUCCUUUGUAGCAUCAAAUCCAUCAUCUCUGCAGGACCAUUUUUCUUCUCCAGAACAGAAAGCAUUCUCAUUACAAGAUGAUACCACUCUUCAAGAAGCUAAAGACUUCUUAUCAGACCAGACCCAAUCAUCCAUACAUGAAGCUAAUGGAAAAAAUCUGGACCAGAUCUCAACUGCUCUUCAAGAAUGUAGUGAUUCUGUAGUAGAUCAAAUACUGUCUACCUCUCCAGACCAGCUCACAUCUCUGCCAGAAAAGAUUUCAUUACAUGAAGGGCAGAGAUCACCCCACAUCUUGCCAGCUGUUCUGGACCAAGAACAGUCUGUGUUGGAGAUGAAAGGUCCCCUUCCAGAUAUUGACCCUUCUGUUAUUAAUCAACUCUCUUCUCUAUGUGAUCAAAUCAUUCCCCUUGAAGAAGCUAAUAAUUCUUCCUUGGGAGAAGUUUCAGUACCUUUGCAAGUCCAAAUGCCAACUGUUACAGAAACUCAAACACCGCUUCUUUCUGAGGGUGAUACAUUUCCUUCAAGCCAGAUCCCAUUAUCUGAGAAUGAAAAGAAGGAGACACCAACAACUGGGCCAGACCAGAUUCCACUUGCCCUCCAGGACCAGAAACCCCCAUUUCUGGAUGGCAAGGAGGUGACAGGAUCUCUAACUGAUCAUUCACCACUUCAGAAUCAGACCCCUUCCUGUCUUAAAGACCAAGCUCAACCAACAGUAGUGGAGCACAUGUCAGUCUCUGUGCAGGACCAAACCUCUUCCCUUAAAGAAACAGAAGAGACUGUUCCAGGAAAGACAUCUCCAAUUCUUGUGAAAAAGACGCCCACACUGUUGGAUCAAACUCCAACCCCUAACAAAGACCAAGGUCCAAUACUACAAGAGACAACUGUCCUUGAUGCUUUGUCAACUGUGAACCAAGAUUCUGCUCAACCCCUUCUGGAUGCAACUGUAAAUUCAGUGAAUCAGGAAUUGAAAGAAGAUAGAGAUGCUAAUUUGGCUUCAGAAGCUGAGAACACUGAGAUCCAAGAAAAUAUUGCUGCUGAGCAACAACCUUUGUUGAAUGAGCUGAAAACCGCAGUAAAACCCCAGGACAUUUCUCUAGGAGAUCAGCAGCAGUCCAAGAGUGGGAUCCAAAAGCACCAGGGUGCCUCAGUCCAGGAGGCCCCAAUUUACAUCACCACUGAUGGCAAUCCUGCCUCGUGCCACCUCCAACCUGCAGCAUCACACCAGGAGGAGGGUCAAGAGCAGGGGCAGAACAGACGCAAGCAGAAGACAUGCCAGUGCUGCUUGGUCAUGUAAGCUUGGCGUCUUUCAGCCAGUUGAGGAGAACAGGUGUCAUUGAUCUGGUCCUAGCAGCAGGCUCUGAAAGUGGUAACAUGCCCUGCUAAUCAUGUAGUGUAAGCAUUUCACACAUUCACGCAUGCACAUGCACCACAUGCAUACAGUACACACUCCGUGGAGGGAUUUGAAGGCAAGUUGCAUCGAUGGGUCCACGGAAGGCUUGCUGCGUCACGAAAGAGAGAGUGUUCAGUGACAGGAUUGUUUCUCUUUAUUGAUUUCUCAUAGCUCUCCACCCAGUUUUCCUGGAGGCAGAAAACGAGGGACACCCUGCUUGGGCAGAUUGUAUCGGCCCACACAUUCUCCUGCAGCAUGCACACUUCUCCCUACACUAGUAGUGUAGACCUGCAUUUUUCUUGGCACUGUCAAAUACUGUAUCACCAUUCCCUCCACUUAUAGUUUAUGUGCCUGCAUGUCAUCCUUGUUGUGCGUGCAUGUACAUCACACAUUUAGAAUGCACAUGCGUGUGCACAAAGGUUAAUAACAUGCAAACGGAGAUAGAGGCAUAUCCAUCUUUUCUUCCUUUGGCUUGCAAGGCAUUUUCCUAUCUUGGAAAACACCUGAGUUGUGUGCCAUUACAAACCUACAGGCUUCCACAACCUUUUCACAGGGCUGGACACAAAGGCUACAAUAUGCAUGCAGAACUCCUGCCAUCCACAUUCUCCGCAUGUGCCUGAACCCCGUCUGCUGAGUUGGCAUGACUCACCAAUCUGGACCCACUCCAGACACUGAGCAAUACCCUCUUCCUCCUGUUCCCACCGCCUGCACCUCUGCUAAGAUGGCCAGCUGGACACAACUAAUCUUGCAGGGCAGUGACACAUACGACACAAGAGGACUUCCUGCCAAUAGGCAGUGCAUUGCAGGGACUUUGGACAAGGCACUAUUGGAACCUUCUCUCCUAAAUGUGGUCUCCAGCGAAGAUCUUGUGUGUGUGGUAGACUCAAUGUUCUGCCUCCCAAAACGGGACUAAGAAACCUUUCCUAGCUCUGACUCUUCCCUUCCUAUAAAAAGCCUGGGUUUGUGUUCCGUCAGGUCACAAGCUCUUCCCUCAACCCUUCAUGUCCUCCUUUUGGUGACUGUUUAUUCUAUGCACUUUGUUUUGAUUUUAGUUAUAUAACUUCUGUUAGGGCCACCACCUAAGCCAGUAAGAGCCUUUUAA